UAAUGUCAAUGUCGAAACUCCAAAACGUCAAACCCGUCUGCCAUUUGGAGUAGUACGAAUCUUUUGGAUAUUUUUUUCUUCCGAUGGACUUUUAUACUUAUUCCUUUGUGAUACUAUAAUGUAAAAUCAAUAUUUAUGCGAUAUAUUGAAUAAACAAAAAGUAAAAUGGGGACAAACGGGAACGGCCGCCGCGGAGGGGUGAAAAUUCCCGAUGUCCGUCGCCCAAUGGAUGAAGGGGAUUGUGUAAACGACAUGGAAAGCCCGGAGUUAGACUUUGUUUAUGAUGACUGCGACACUCAGGCGAAUGAGAUAGCCGAACUCUACAGCUACACGGAACACCCUGAAUACCAGCUCAAUGUGAAAGCUUUUGAAGAUAUAAUGGAAGAAUUUAAUUAUCCACCCAGUUGGCAGAGACUAUCAAAUAAACAACAAAGAACAGUUAUAAUGAAACUGUUGGAGCAUCUUGACGUAGCCAUCACAGAGAUACGAAUGCGUGCCACAAGAUGUAUUCUAUACCUUGCCCAAGGUUGCUGGGCAGAAAUGCAAUCUGAUGCAGAGCAAGCACACUGGGCUCGCAUCAACAUUAUGACUCUCUAUGACAUGGGUACCUUCUCAGCAUUCGUCGAAUUACUGAAUCUUGAAAUAGUUCGAAGCAGUUCUGCAAUAUCUUCUAGAAAACUAGCUGAAUCUUUGGCUGACUCUACAAAUUUGCGGGUUAUUUUAUCAGUUUUAUAUUUAAUCACUGAAUACAUGAGGACUGAAAAGGAAAAUCCAGAAUCAGAAUAUGUAAAUUUAGUGGCAAAUUUCAAAGAGGAGCUUGGGACACCAUUUGGUGAUGAGUUACUCCCUGUGAAGCUGUUGAGUAUGGUGACACAUCUUUGUGCUGGUACCACUCCACAUUUUCCAAUGAAAAAAGUCCUUUUGCUUCUGUGGAAAGUAUUACUAGUAUAUUUAGGGGGCUCUAAAGAGUUGAAAGAAAGAAAAGCAAGACUUAGAGAAAAAUAUGGGCUGCCACCUCUGACUGAAGAUACAUUGGAAAUAAUCAAAGGCAUGAGGGCAAGCUCCCCACCACGUGCUGCAGACAUGUUGGAGAACCAGAAUCCAGGACAGAGAAAGUUAAAAGAAAAUGAAAGAGCAUUGAGGAGACAAACUUUUAUGAAACAAACAUCAUUGGAUGAAUCUGAUGAGCAGAUAUUUGUUGACAAAGAAGAAACAGGAAAUGGUUCAGAAGAUUACUCGAUGGAAUUUCAAUCAAUGUCUAGUGAUAGUGUGCAGGCAGAAAAUAAUCAGAACUGUCCAUAUUAUAUGUACAUAAAACAGUUUGACAGUCCACCCCCACCUCCACCACUACCUCGCAGUUUGCCUUGGCAGUCUAAAGUGAGGCAGAAAGAUAUUGAUAUGUUUCUGGACAAUGUACGGAUCAAGUUUGUUGGAUAUUCACUACCAGGUGACAGACAAACUGUAGCAGGACUCCCACAACCAAUUCACGAAGGUAUAGACAUACUGAAAAAGCAUAUGUAUACCAGUCUGUCUGAAAUUCAAGCUGAAAGGGAACUUGAAAUAGCCCGCAGUCCUCUCACCAAGGGUGAAAAAGAAGUAGAAGAGACAGAAGCAGAAAUUUUAUACAGAGCUAUGGUACCCAAUUUGCCACAGUACAUGAUAGCUUUACUUAAAAUACUCUUGGCUGCGGCUCCUACAUCUACAGCAAAAACAUAUUCUAUUAAUAUUAUGGCAGAUUUACUACCAGAAGAAAUGCCAAUGACAGUAUUACAAUCACUAAAACUUGGUAUUGAUGUCAAUAGACACAAAGAAAUUAUUGUGAAAGCAGUCACAGCUAUAUUACUGCUUCUUUUGAAGCAUUUCAAGUUAAAUCAUGUGUAUCAGUUCGAAUUUAUGUCUCAGCAUCUUGUUUAUGCAAACUGUAUGCCACUUGUUUUGAAAUUCUUCAACCAAAAUAUUUUGUCUUAUGUUGGAGCUAAAAAUUCUAUACCUAUAUUAGACUUUCCUGCUUGUGUUAUUGGAGAACAACCAGAAUUAACAAAAGAAUGUUUGGAUAUUGGGGAUUCAUCAGUACCAUAUUCAUGGAAAAAUGUAUUCUCCUGUAUAAAUCUACUCAGAAUCUUAAAUAAACUAACAAAAUGGAAAAAUGCAAGGAUAAUGAUGCUUGUGGUGUUCAAGAGUGCACCCAUAUUAAAACGCACACUCAAGGUCAGACAUGCAUUAAUGCAGUUUUAUGUAUUAAAACUGCUAAAAAUGCAAACAAAAUAUUUGGGAAGGCAAUGGCGAAAAACAAACAUGAAAACUAUAAGUGCAAUAUAUUCUAAAGUUCGACACCGAUUAAAUGAUGACUGGGCAUUUGGCAAUGAUGUAGAUGCAAGACCUUGGGACUUCCAGGAUGAGGAGUGUUCUCUAAGGGUCAGUGUAGACCGUUUCAACCACAGGAGGUAUGGCACUGGCACUGAACAUGAAAUAGAUCUUACUCCUCUUGACACAGACAUAAACAGUGUGCUCGAAACAAAUGUUGAACUUGACGAAGAAUUCAAAGAGAACUAUGAAAUAUGGCUUGAACAAGAAGUAUACAAUAAUGAGAUAAACUGGGAUGUAUUGUUGACAGCAUAAAAUAAAGGUUUUAUUGAACUUGUGACUGCAUAAAAUUAAUCUAGACUUAUAUCAAGAUAAAAAUUCAGUUAAGUUUAUUAAUGAAAGCUUAUCUAUAUUUAUGUUCUUUGAUAAAUUAAUUUCCAUGAAUUUUAUAGUUCAAGUUCAUUAAAUACUCAUGCAUGUUAUUUAAAACAUUGUAAUAUGAAUCUUGCAUUAAUAUGGUUAAUCUCUUCAUUAAUAAAAUGUGAUGGGACACUUCAAAUGAGUUAUUGUAGUAGUUCUCGUAAGUUAAGGAAAUAAAUUAAUAAUAUUGCAUGUCAGGUAAUGUAGUGAGGAUGAAAAACCAUGUAGGUAACUUAUAGAAUAUUUAAAAUUGUUACUAAAUCAAUAUAUUUAUAUUGUAUCUAUGCCAACAAUUUGACUCAUGACUUAUGUAUGUAAUGAAAUUAUGAGUAUGUACCUUCAGUUUUUAACUAUAUAUUUGUUUUUAGUGAUAGGCUUAUUGAUUGUAUAGAUAUCUACAUACAUAGUACCUAAUAAAACUUAAAAAUGAACAA
Molecule: messenger RNA, 3158 nt
Organism: Manduca sexta (tobacco hornworm)
Lineage: Eukaryota; Metazoa; Arthropoda; Insecta; Lepidoptera; Sphingidae
Gene: Strip
Product: striatin-interacting protein 1
Biological process (GO): cytoskeleton organization
Cellular component (GO): cytosol
Source: RefSeq, a predicted model, not a curated record